Molecule: messenger RNA, 3496 nt
Organism: Rhinichthys klamathensis goyatoka
Lineage: Eukaryota; Metazoa; Chordata; Actinopteri; Cypriniformes; Leuciscidae
Gene: satb1b
Product: DNA-binding protein SATB1
Exons: 13
Coding region: 966-3452 (828 amino acids)
Biological process (GO): chromatin remodeling; regulation of transcription by RNA polymerase II
Molecular function (GO): DNA-binding transcription factor activity, RNA polymerase II-specific; RNA polymerase II cis-regulatory region sequence-specific DNA binding
Source: RefSeq, a predicted model, not a curated record
CUGCGCGCGUGCAGGCGGAAAUCCACCAUCAUCAUCAUCAUCCUCGUUCUCCGGCACUUUUACUUUAUUUUCGCCUUCAUCCUCCAGGACAGCGAGAGCUCCCGAAACCAGUCUUCAAUCGCGUCGUUUAGGAGCUUUAGGGAUGAGGAGAAGCGGCAGGCGCGCGAAGAGGGAGGGAUGAGCCGAUGGAACUCAUAAUGUAAUGGGGACAGAGAGAGAGCGAGUGAGAGAAAGAGAGAGAGAGAGACACACACACACACACACACAGAUAGAGAAGGGAAACAGAAAGAAAAGGACCGAGCGCGAAUGUUACAAAUGUAACAAGCGGAAGAUACAAUGUAGCGUUGACGCGCGUCAGGAAUCUUCUCACGCUUUGAUGUUUCAUUCGACGUUCGAAAGUGUAUCGCGCACUUUUACAGCCGCCUCGCGUCCGCGUGUGUCGAGAUGAGACUCGAUGUCUUCGUGCUGUUGUUCGGCCAGAUGAUCCUGAGAGGAGACGAGCUUCUGAUCCCACAGCCUCGCAUUGUUCAAGCUCAAUGGGAUGUGUAGGGAACGCCGAUGCUUACUUUUAUUUUUUUGCGUUAUUUUGCACACAGAACGGAUGGUGGAUGUGAUGGUAAACUCUAUUGAACUCUAUAGACUUACCGGAGAUCGUUGCAUUUAGGAUUGAUGCAUCUACGUUUUAAAAAAAAAAAAGAUUUGAUCACAUAUUAAAGUACUUUGCGCUUCGUAUGUAUGGUUCUAAAUGUAUUAUCCGCUGUAAUUUAUGACUUGGCAUAUGAUAUUAGGUAUUGUGGUGUGGACGAUCUGGAAGUUUUGCAUGUUUUAGAAUAGAAUAGCUGACAUAAAACUGAUAUUCGAGUGAAGUUUGUGCUCCUCCUGCCAAAACUUGAAGUCGCUGUUCAUCCACAGCUCUUUAUAUGCUCGUCUUAAAGUGGUGACAGUGAGCAGUGGAGCUGAGAACCAUGGAGCAUCUCAGCGAAACAUGCCUGGGGAAGGAGAACUGUGAGAUGGUCAACAGUCUGAACGACACCAAGGCUCCUCCAGCCAAACUGGCCCGUCUGGAACAGAACGGAAGUCCUCUGGGCCGGUCCCGUCUCGGCAGCACUGGAGCUAAACUCGCCGGCGUGCCCUUCAAACCCCCUGGACAUCACCUGAAGGCCUGCCACAAGAGGGGUAACAUGCUGCCAGUGUUUUGUGUGGUGGAGCACUACGAGAGCCCCAUCGAGUUUGACAGUAAAGAGGAGCAUGCUGAGUUCGUUCUGGUGAGGAAGGACAUGCUCUUCAACCAGCUGAUCGAGAUGGCCCUGCUCUCCCUGGGCUACUCGCACAGUUCGGCUGCACAGGCUAAAGGGCUGAUUCAGGUGGGCAAGUGGAACCCCGUGCCUCUUUCCUACGUGACGGAUGCACCCGACGCCACAGUGGCGGACAUGUUGCAGGAUGUGUACCAUGUGGUCACGCUGAAAAUCCAGCUACACAGUUGUCCUAAACUGGAAGACCUUCCUCCAGAGCAGUGGACCCACUCUACAGUAAGAAAUGCGCUCAAGGAGUUACUCAAAGACAUGAACCAGAGCUCUCUGGCAAAAGAAUGUCCCUUAUCACAGAGUAUGAUUUCUUCAAUUGUUAACAGCACUUACUAUGCAAAUGUGUCUGCGGCGAAGUGUCAAGAAUUCGGACGCUGGUAUAAACACUUCAAGAAGACAAAAGACAUGAUAGUCGUGCGCCAGCCCUCUCAGCUGGAGGGUUAUCUGGGGACGUGUGUCCUCCACGACAGUCCACGUGCCACCACGUUAGCUGAGAUGGACGGCCUGUCGGAUCUUUCUCCCCCUGGAACGAACCACCUGAGCUUCAGUCAGCAGCCCAUCCCGGGCAGCACAGCGGAGCAGCCCCCGUCCCCGGUGCCCCUGUCCCACAGCGCCCAGGCCCCCGCUCGAGCCCAGCUCCCCGGCCUGCACCCCGGCCUGGUGUCCACUCCCAUCAGUCCUCAGCUGGUCAGUCAGCAGAUGGUCAUGGCUCAGAUCCUCAACCAGCAGUACGCCGUCAACCGUCUCCUGGCCCAGCAGUCCCUGAGUCAGCAGUACCUCAACCACCCGCCGGUCAACCGCGCGCUCAACAAACCGCUGGACGGCGGCGGCGUGUCCUCCAACUCCGAGGUGUCCGUCGAGAUCUACCAGUGGGUGAGAGACGAGCUGAAGAGGGCCGGCAUCUCCCAGGCCGUGUUCGCACGCGUCGCCUUCAACAGGACGCAGGGUCUUCUGUCAGAGAUUCUCAGAAAAGAGGAAGACCCCAAGACUGCAUCUCAGUCACUCCUGGUGAACCUGCGAGCGAUGCAGAACUUCCUCCAGUUGCCGGAAGCGGAGCGAGACCGGAUCUACCAGGAUGAGAGAGAGCGCAGUCUGACCGCAGCCUCUGCUAUGGGUCCCGCGCCGCUCAUCAGCACCCCUCCCUUACGCCCCGUACAGCCCAGAAGAGAGGAGUGUAAUAAUGUGAGACCAGAAGACUGGAAUCCCAGAAUUCCAGUGGGCAUCUCUCCUGUCAAACCCAACCCUCUGACCUCUGAGUGGAAUGGUAAAUCCGAGAGUUGCGUGUUAAACAUCAACUCCUCCAUCUACGAUGAGAUCCAGCAGGAGAUGAAGAGGGCCAAAGUGUCCCAGGCCAUGUUCGCCAAGGUCGCCGCCUCCAAGAGCCAGGGUUGGCUGUGUGAACUCCUGCGCUGGAAAGAAGACCCGUCCCCGGAGAACCGCACACUCUGGGAGAACCUUUCCAUGAUCCGCCGGUUCCUGAGUUUGUCCCAAAUGGAGCGUGAUGCUAUAUAUGAGCAGGAGAGCAACGGAGGACAGCAACACCAUGUGGACAGACCACCUCACCUGAUGCAUGUGCCCACAGACCCCCUACAGACUCAUCAGCACCCGUCCUCUCAGCUCCAAGCCCAGCUGCCCCUGCCUCACCCCUCUCAGCCUCCGCUAUCCCAGCAGCCCUUGCAGCAGACGGGCCCUCGCCUGCCCCCCCGACAGCCCUCCAUGGCCUCGCCGGCCGAGACGGAGGACGAGAACCGAUGCAAGAGCCGCCAAACUAACCGGAUCUCCAUGGAGGCGCUGGGGAUCCUGCAGAGCUUCAUUCAGGACGUGGGCCUGUAUCCCGACGAGGAGGCCAUACACACACUCUCAGCUCAGCUCGACCUGCCCAAACACACCAUCAUCAAGUUCUUCCAGAACCAGCGCUUCUACAUCAACCACGCCGGCAAGCUGAAAGAGCCCGUGGUGGGAUUCCCCUCGAACAUCAACCACAAGGACGAGGGCCUGACGGACUUCAAGGACAGCGAGUUGAUGACCGAGCUGGACGAGAGCGUUCAGACCAACAACAGCAUGUUCUCCGUUAAACUGGAGGAACACCUGGCCAACGAAGCGCUCGCUAUGGGACCGGCCCAAACCGAGCAGGAGGCCAAAGAGUGACGGACCUCGACUAUCCCAAUCUUACUCUUUCACUCUCUAGUCUG